Messenger RNA from Phacochoerus africanus (Common warthog), 5305 nucleotides. It is a transcript of the gene KANK1, whose product is annotated as KN motif and ankyrin repeat domains 1. Gene Ontology annotation, cellular component: cytoplasm; cytoskeleton. Bases 739 to 4338 code for a protein of 1199 amino acids. Gene Ontology annotation, molecular function: protein binding. The record is from RefSeq and is a predicted model, not a curated record. Lineage: Eukaryota; Metazoa; Chordata; Mammalia; Artiodactyla; Suidae. Gene Ontology annotation, biological process: negative regulation of actin filament polymerization. The transcript is spliced from 11 exons.
ACACAGCUUUCAGAUCUGCCGCGGGGACAGCUGUUUGGUGGUGUGAGGGGAAAUGGUCAAAUCAUAGCAGAAGCUGUGUGGUUGGUUACCUGUCAGCCUGUCCUGUAAGGAAUCCCAGCAGGCCCGGAGCUUUGCCUUCUACACGCCCAUGCGUCUCACACACGCAGCCAAGGACCUGUGGAUUUUCUGAAGGGGGUGCUGGGACAUUAUGUGGGCUCUAGAAAACAGCUGAUGAAACUAACACCUCCUCAAGAUACCGGUUUUAAAUGAAGAACCCCAAGACAGGAAAGCUUCCAGAAAGGAAAAGCAGAUGACGUUCUGAAUGGAGAUCAUGGCAGGGAACAGAAAGAUCCUUAUUUUGUGGAGACUCCCUAUGGUUAUCAACUAGACUUAGAUUUCCUCAAAUACGUAGAUGACAUACAGAAAGGAAACACCAUCAGGAAAGUGAACAUCCAGAAGAGACGAAAGCCAUCAGUGCCAUGCCCAGAAAUCAGGGCCACACCUAGUCAGCAAGGUGUAUGGACUUCCACGGAAUCCCUCUCAUCGUCCAACAGUGAUGACAACAAGCAGUGCCCCAGCUUCCUCCUAGCCAGAAGCCAAGUUACAUCAACUCCAGUCCCAAGGCCACUUGCCCCUCUGGAAACCUCACCCACUUUUCUUACCAUCCCAGAAAGUCGACAACUGCCACCACCCUCGCCACAACUCCCAAAGCACAACCUUCAUGUCACCAAGACUCUGAUGGAGACCCGGAGAAGACUUGAACAGGAGAGAGUCACCAUGCAGGUGGCACCUGGUGAGUUCCGAAGGCCCAGGCUGGCCAGUUUCGGAGGCAUGGGCUCCACGAGCUCCCUCUCCUCCUUUAUGGGUUCUGGAAACCACAAUAACAACGUGUACCAGCUUCAGAACGGAUACCAAGGCAACGGGGAUUAUGGUGGCUAUGCCCCAGCUCCUGCCACCACUUCCUCCAUGGGGAGCUCCAUCCGCCACAGCCCUCUGAGCUCAGGGAUCUCCACUCCAGUGACCAACGUGAGCCCCAUGCACCUGCAGCACAUCCGUGAGCAGAUGGCCAUUGCCCUGAAACGCCUGAAGGAGCUAGAAGAGCAGGUGCGAACCAUCCCCGUGCUCCAGGUAAAGAUCUCUGUCUUGCAAGAGGAGAAAAGGCAGUUGGCUUCACAGCUGAAAAACCAAAGAGCUGCAUCCCAGAAUGAUGUCUGUGGUGUGAGAAAGCGUUCCUACAGUGCUGGGAACGCAUCCCAGCUAGAACAGCUCUCCAGGACCAGGAGAAGUGGUGGGGAGUUAUACAUUGACUAUGAGGAGGAAGAGAUGGAGAGUGUGGAGCAGAGCACACAGAGGAUAAAGGAGUUCCGGCAGCUCACAGCAGACAUGCAAGCCCUGGAGCAGAAGAUCCAGGAUAGCAGCUAUGAGGCUUCCUCAGAGGUCAGGGAGAACGGGGAGUGUCGACCUCGAGAGUGCCGGUCUGUGGCUGUGGGCGCCAACGAGAACAUGGACGACAUUGUCGUGUAUCACAGGGGUGCCAGGUCUUGUAAGGAUGCCUCUGUAGGGACAGUCACCGAGACAAGGAAUUCUGGGGUCAGCGUGACAGAGGCCAUGCUUGGAGUGACCACUGAAGCUGACAAGGAAAUUGAGCUACAGCAGCAAACCAUAGAAGCCUUAAAGGAAAAGAUCUACCGCCUGGAAGUGCAGCUGAAAGAAACCACCCAUGACCGGGAGAUGACUAAACUCAAGCAAGAGCUGCAAGCUGCUGGAUCGAGGAAAAAAGUUGACAAAGCCGUGAUGGCCCAGCCACUUGUUUUCAGCAAGAUGGUGGAGGCGGUGGUACUGACGAGAGACCAGAUGGCUGGCAGUCACGUGGACGUGGUUGACACAUGUGUGGGGACCUGCAUACAGACAAAUAGCUUGGGCAUCUCCUGCCAGCCCGAUUGUGAGGAUAAAGUGGUGGGGCCUGAGCUGCCCAUGAGUUGGUGGAUUGUUAAGGAAAGGGUGGAAACGCAGGACCGAUGUUCUGGGCGGUCUGUGGAGAUGUGCGACAAGAGCGUGGGUGUGGACAUCAGUGUCUGUGAAACAGGCAGCAACACAGAGGAGUCCGUGAACGACCUGGCACUCCUCAAGACCAACCUGAAUCUCAAAGAAGUGCGCUCCAUCGGCUGUGGAGACUGUUCCGUCGAUGUGACUGUCUCCUCUCCAAAGGAGUGCACCUCCCGGAGUGUGAACACGGAGGCUGUCAGCCAGGUGGAGGCUGCUGUCAUGGCAGUGCCUCGUACUAUGAGCCAGCACACCAGUACAGCUCUAGAACAGGUGAACCAGUUCACCAACACUGAGACGGCCACCCUUAUAGAUUCCUGCACCAACACUUCCCUCAGCACCUUAGACAAGCAGACCAGCACCUGGACUGUGGAGAUGCGGACGGUGGCCAUCGGAGAAGGCCGCGUCAAGGACAUCAGCUCCGCCAAGACACGGUCCAUUGGAGUUGGAACGGUGCUGUCUGGCAAUGCUGGGUUUGACAGACCGUCAGCUGUAAAGACCAAAGAGUCUGGCGUGGGGCAGAUCAGUAUUAACGACAACUACCUAGUUGGUCUCAAAAUGAGGACCAUAGCUUGUGGUCCUCCCCAGUUGACGGUGCGGCUGACAGGCGGCCGGAGGAGUGUAGGUGUUGGGGAUGAACCUGUAGGAGAGUUGGUGGAGAGCUUCCAGCCCCAGGCUCUGCCGGGAACGGGGACAGGCUUGGAUCAUUACAUCGAACGUGUCCAGAAGUUGCUGGCAGAACAGCAGGCGUUGCUGGCUGAGAACUAUAGUGAAUUGGCAGAGGCUUUUGGGGAACCUCACUCGCAGAUUGGCUCCCUCAACUCCCAGCUCAUCAGCACCCUGUCAUCCAUCAACUCUGUCAUGAAAUCUGCAAGCGCUGAAGAGCUCAGGCCCCCUGACUUCCUGAAAACCAGCCUGGGUAAGGUCACAGGCAGUAAUUUGGAAUAUACCUGUAAGUGUGGAAGCCUUCAAUCAAGAGGACCAUUAAACCCCCAGACAUCCCAGCAUGAGCAAGAGGUGGGGACCACGGAAGGGAAGCCCAUCAGCGGCCAGGAUACCUUCCCCCCUCAGGAAACCACGUUGUCUGCAGUGAACCUGACAGAUGACCAGAUAGCCGCUGGCCUCUAUGUAUGUACAAAUAACGAAAGUACACUGAAGUCCAUCAUGAAGAAGAAAGAUGCCAACAAAGAUUCAAAUGGAGCGAAAAAGAAUCUUCAGUUUGUUGGCAUUAAUGGAGGGUAUGAAACAACUUCAAGUGAUGAUUCCAGCUCAGAGGAAAGCUCUUCUUCCGAGUCAGAUGACGAGUGUGAUGUCCCUGACUGUCCUCCUGAGGAAGAGGAGGAGGAAGAGGAGGACGGAGUCACUCGGGGAAUGGCGGAAGGGCAGCGUGCAGUUAAUGUGGAAGGUUUCAAGUCCACCAGGGUGGAAGAUGAAAUGCAGGUUCCAGAAUGUGAACCUGAGAAGGUGGAAAUCAGAGAGAGAUAUGAAUUAAGUGAAAAGAUGUUGUCUGCAUGCAACUUACUGAAAAAUAAUAUAAAUGACCCCAAAGCUUUGACCAGCAAGGAUAUGAGGUUCUGUCUGAACACUCUCCAGCAUGAGUGGUUCCGUGUGUCCAGUCAGAAGUCAGCCAUCCCGGCCAUGGUGGGGGACUACAUCGCCGCCUUCGAGGCCAUCUCCCCAGAUGUUCUCCGCCACAUCAUCAACAUGGCAGAUGGCAAUGGCAACACCGCCCUCCACUACAGCGUGUCCCACUCCAACUUUGAGAUCGUCAAGCUGCUCUUGGAUGCUGAUGUGUGUAACGUGGAUCACCAGAACAAGGCAGGGUACACCCCCAUCAUGCUGGCAGCCCUCGCCGCCGUGGAAGCAGAGAAGGACAUGCAAGUUGUGGAAGAACUCUUUGGCUGUGGGGACGUGAACGCCAAAGCCAGCCAGGCAGGACAGACAGCCCUCAUGCUGGCAGUCAGUCAUGGGCGGAUAGAUAUGGUGAAGGGCCUGCUGGCCUGUGGGGCUGACGUCAACAUCCAGGAUGACGAGGGUUCCACCGCCCUGAUGUGUGCUAGUGAGCAUGGCCACGUGGAGAUUGUCAAGCUGCUGCUGGCCCAGCCGGGCUGCAAUGGCCACCUGGAGGACAACGAUGGCAGCACCGCGCUCUCAAUAGCCCUGGAAGCAGGACACAAGGACAUUGCCGUUCUGCUGUACGCCCACGUCAACUUCGCGAAAGCCCAGUCUCCGGGCACCCCAAGGCUUGGAAGGAAGACAUCUCCUGGUCCCACCCACCGAGGUUCAUUUGAUUGAUUGUGUGCAAAUAGCCGUCCAUUUAUAUGCCACCACCGUUUAGCUGCUAAUUGUUCCUGUUGGGGUGACAGAUACUGAAUGUAUAUGGUGCCUGAGCUUACCAGCAAACAACACAUAAAGCCAAGGGCUGAAGGCUAGAGCUGUCACAGUGGAAGCUGAGCCAGCAGGAGAUUGCUGGCUGGGCACACACCACCUCCCUUCUGGCCAUCUUCCCUCUGUAGGGCACACUUGCUGUCAAGUCUCUGCUCCUGCUCCGUUAUGUACAGUUGUAGGAAGUUGUAACCUGACCUGAGUGGGCAACUUCUAUUCCUUCUCUCCUCUCCACCCCACACCCCCACCGCUGCUGAGAAGUGUCAGGUUCUCAUUGACAUGGUGUUUUUAAAUGUUCUCACAAAUAUUUAUAUUUACUAAAUGUGGAACCAUUGGAAAACUCUUUGAAAAUUCCAUUCCAGGAUGGUUUUGUUGCUUUCUCUUUUGUCUUUAUUAUUUUCAAGUAAGGAAGUGGAGAUGACUUUGAUCAUCAGUGAAUUGGGCCUGGGCUGGUAGGUUUCUGGUUUAAAAAUAAAAGAUGGAACUCUCAGACAGUAUAAAACUUAAAAAAGGAAGUCUUUUCAGUUGGUUUUAUCUAGGUGGGUGUAUUAUGUGACUUUUUAUAUAAAGGGUAUCUAUAUAAAAUUGACACAGUAUUUUCAACUUUUAUAUUCCAUAAUAAUUAAAUACAUGAAGAAUGACCUGUAACAUUACCAUAUUUUUAUUAAUAAUUGCACAACUGUGUAUCUAAUGAUAAAGGUUGAAUUGUGUUAGAGGAAUUGGCUACAUAUUUGCCUCUAGAGAAACAUAGUAUAGUUCUCCACAUAUUUAUGGACUCCUUUAUCCCACGUCACAUUUACUUUGGUCUUAUAUGUAUUUAAAUGUUUGAAGUGCCUUAGACUCUUGCCAUAUUUUCAAAAUAAAAUUUCAUUAAGCA